Messenger RNA from Bombyx mandarina (wild silkworm), 2874 nucleotides. Its product is annotated as P protein. Gene Ontology annotation, biological process: transmembrane transport. The record is from RefSeq and is a predicted model, not a curated record. Lineage: Eukaryota; Metazoa; Arthropoda; Insecta; Lepidoptera; Bombycidae. Gene Ontology annotation, cellular component: membrane.
UUGAGUGUAUCGCACGCGCAUUGAACGAUAAUAAUAUUUAACAUCGAAAUACGGUUUUAAACGAUAAAAUAAAUGGCUUCGUUGUGUUAAAAGUGAUUUAAUUUGAGAACUAAAAGUGCACAGUGAACCCAUUAACAAAUUGAUCAUUGUUAAAUGUGAUGUCAACUGAAAAUGGCUGGCUGGAAGAGCUUCAGAGAAUGGAUAGGUCUUUCGAAGCCGCCCAAACGGGAGUUGGACAAGAGCCAGUAUUCGCUGGUAUCUUGCGGGGAACUUACCACGGACAACAUUCAGCUAUGGCUGGCUCUGCCUGACGAGGUGAAGAAUGAUCCUUCGUUGGCGUCCCUACGGCAGAUGUACGAGAGAGACGGUGCUGUAGAAGCUACACCGUUAGCCACAAAAUCGGGGAAUCCAAUCAAAGUACUGUCUUUAGUCGAUCCUUCGCCCACAGCAGUAGGAGAUACUGAAGUCUGCAGCGCGAAGAAAGACUCUAAUGAGACUCCCACGAUCACAGAAAUUAAAGGAGCGGACAAUGUACCAACAAACGAACAUAAGAAGACGGAAAAGAAAACGAAACCAGCCUAUUAUAUCAAGAUGACAGUUCUGCUGGCGUGCUGGAUUUUCUUCACAGUCAUCUUCCUGACGCACGACGUUAAGAAGGAAACGAGGGGCGUCGCGUCCGUAGCGCCCGACGAAGUAAAAACUAUGACGUCUGCAUCUCUAGAAACGUCGCGCCCCCACAGCAUCUUAAUCAGUGUGUCGGGACCAUUCUUGGCGGAGAACGACGAAAUCAAGCUCAAUGAUACAAUAAAAGAGAGAACCAAAAGCGUCACAAUGUGGCUUGAAAGCUCUCGAACGAAUGCUACGAAUUUGAAAGAGAAAUCCGAGAACUGGACAAUUUAUUUAGAUGAAGACGACACGUUGCCGGAUUUCGGUGGAGCUGAGACGAGAUCUGCGAUCUUGAAAUUGAGGCCAGGGAUAUCUGCGAACGGGAACUGCUCCCUAAAAAUUGUGACGACCUCGAGGGCUUUUGUAGCUUUUAGCGUGGCAUAUAAGCUGGAUCCAGUGGACGAGAAUGUGGGGGUCAUAUACGCCUGCGUCCUCCUCGUCGGACUGUACGUCUUAAUUAUCUUUGAGAUCAUCAACCGUACGCUUGCGGCCGUGACGAUGUCUACAAUGUCCCUCGCAGCUUUAGCUUUGGCUGGAGAUCGGCCCGCCCUGUCCGAAGUCAUAACCUGGUUGAACGAGGAAACCUUGAUCCUCCUCUUCAGUAUGAUGCUACUUGUUGCUAUUAUGGCUGAAACGGGAAUCUUCGACUUCUUGGCUGUAUUCACAUUCCAGGUGACCAAAGGUAAACUAUGGCCGCUGAUUCUGCUGCUAUGCGCCAUCACUGCAACGGUAUCCUCCAUAUUGGAUAAUGUUACCACCAUUCUCCUCAUGUCUCCAAUCACCAUACGAUUAUGCGAAGUCAUGGAGCUAGAUCCGGUGCCGAUCCUCAUGUUCAUGGCGAUAUUCAGCAACAUUGGAGGCACGGCGACCCCUGUCGGCGACCCGCCCAACGUGAUUGUGGCUUCGAACCGAGCUGUCAUCGAUUCUGGUAUUAAUUUCGCCAAUUUCACAGCGCACAUGGCUCUGGGAAUAAUAUUAGUGUUCUGUCAGACGGCCAUGCAGAUAAGAUACGUCUUCCGUGAUUCGAAUAAACUUAGACUGACAGUGCCCAAGGAGAUCAGAGGCCUUAGCCAUCAGAUCUCGAUAUGGCGGCGGGCGGCGGAUUCCCUCCCGCACCUCAGCAAAGACGUGCAAGUCGUCAGAGAGAGGCUCGAGAGGAAGAUACGGAAGCUGACCGUGGAAUUGGACGUCUUAAUCAAGAAGAGCAACAGCCGCGCUUGCCCCGAAGAGACAUUCCAAACUACCCUUAAAGAAAUGAAAGACAAGUACAAGAUAAGAGAUAAAGCUCUGCUGAUCAAAGCUUCAGUGGCCGUCUGCUUUGUGGUCGUGGUAUUCUUCUUGCACUCAAUGCCGGCUCUAGACCGCGUCUCUCUGGGCUGGACGGCGUUGCUGGGCGCGAUCCUGCUGCUGAUUCUGGCGGACCGCGAGGACUUGGAGCCGGUGCUGCACCGAGUCGAGUGGUCCACGCUGCUGUUCUUUGCGGCCUUGUUCGUACUCAUGGAGGCGUUGUCGAAACUGGGCUUAAUAUCGUACAUCGGAGGUAUCAUGGAACUGCUGAUUCUGAGGGUAGACGAGAGCUCCAGACUGGCAGUCGCCAUCUUGCUAACUUUGUGGGUUUCCGGUGUGAUAUCGGCUUUCGUUGACAACAUACCGCUGACAACCAUGAUGGUCCGCGUCGUGGUCUCCAUGGGAUCGAACUUAAAGCUCGACCUGCCUAUGCAGCCAUUGAUCUGGGCUUUAUUGUUCGGCGUCUGUUUGGGAGGUAACGGUACACUGAUCGGAGCCAGCGCGAAUGUGGUCUGCGCCGGCGUCGCGGAACAGCACGGCUACAAGUUCACGUUCGCCAGAUUCUUCAGGGUCGGAUUCCCGCUCAUGAUCGGGCAUUUUGUUGUAGCUUCCAUCUACUUACUGAUGUGCCAUUGCGUUUUCAGUUGGCAUUGAAGUUUGGCUUCCACUGAUUGGCGAGUCUCCAUGCCUUUCGUGAGCUAAGCUUUGCUGAGGGCAUUACCUUAAAGGCGCCUCCAGCAUCGCUCACAGAUGAGAGGUAGCCUCUCAUAUAUCAAUAUCACUAUAUCUGGUCAGACAUGUAUCAACAAUAUUAAUUUUGACAACGACAUUAGUAUUAUUAAGUAAGAUGUGGAUUUAGAAAUUGAAUCGUUUAAAUAAUAAAUAAUUUGUAUACAGCGGCUUGGCUUUGCCCCUGGCACU